This is a messenger RNA of Argiope bruennichi, 1152 nucleotides long. RefSeq names its product techylectin-like protein. The transcript has 6 exons. Lineage: Eukaryota; Metazoa; Arthropoda; Arachnida; Araneae; Araneidae. The coding region runs from base 128 to 1024 and encodes 298 amino acids. The record is from RefSeq and is a predicted model, not a curated record.
CUCAUGUCCGGCGGGAUGUGGACAUCAUGCAAAUUACAAUGUUUGAAUAUAAAAACAUUAGUGAAACGAUUUCAUUUAUGAAAUCAAUUUGUAUUCACCAUAAAAGAAAGUCCUCUUCCUUUUUAACAUGUUUUAUUCUAUUAUUUCCGUGUAUUUCUUGUGCUUCUUCAUUUUACAAGCGUUUGAAAAUGCAGCAUAUGCAUGCAACCACAGUGAUAUCUCUGUGACAUUACUAGACGUUGCAACAGAUAUGAUUGCUAAAGCAAAACUUAACAUUCCUGUCUGUACAAAUUUGUCUCCGAGUUUAAUACCCAAGCCAGUAGAUUGUGAAGAGGUUUUACGCAAUGGGCAUGCCGAAACUGGUAUCUACACCAUCUGGCCUCGGAGUAGGGUGUCCGAAGAGAAAUCUCUGCAGGUGUAUUGCGAUAUGGACACGGAAGGGGGAGGAUGGACGGUCAUCCAACGAAGAGGAGAUUUUGGUAGAGCCAAAGAUUAUUUCUUCAAAGACUGGGAAAGUUACAAGAGAGGUUUUGGUGAUAUUGACAAGGACUUUUGGUUUGGAAACGAUAACAUAUUUGCCUUGACCAGUCAACGUCUGUACUCUAUUCGAUUUGAUUUGAAGGCAGUCAAUGGAGAAACAAGCUAUGCUCUGUACGAUACCUUUUGGAUAGACGAUGAAGACCACAAAUACACAUUGCACAUCAAAGAUUACACAGGAAAUGCAGGAGAUUCGAUGGCCACCCAUCACGACAACGCAAAAUUUUCUACAAAAGAUGUGGAUAAUGACAACCAGAAGGACAACAAUUGUGCUUUGAAGUUCAAAGGUGGUUGGUGGUAUAACUCAUGCCACGUUUCAAAUCUGAAUGGCCUUUACUUGAAGGGACACCAUGAAAGUUUUGCCGAUGGUGUCAACUGGAAGAGUUGGAAGCACUACAACGAAUCACUUGAGUUCACCGAAAUGAAGAUACGUCCGCGUAAUUUUGGAAAAAGUGUUAUAUCUGAGAACACGCCGAGAGAUCUUUGACAUAAAACUCCUUUAUCGACAUGAAAUUAUUUAUCAAACUCUCCCAUUUAAUGUGAAAUCUCUAUUUCCAUAAAUGUCUGCCUUUAUAAUCUAUUUGAAUAAAUUCAUUUUUCUUUGAAUUAGAAUAA